Aedes aegypti (yellow fever mosquito) is the source of this 1129-nucleotide messenger RNA. It is a transcript of the gene SrpRbeta, whose product is annotated as signal recognition particle receptor subunit beta. The record is from RefSeq and is a predicted model, not a curated record. The transcript is spliced from 3 exons. NCBI's taxonomy places the organism in Eukaryota, Metazoa, Arthropoda, Insecta, Diptera, Culicidae. Gene Ontology annotation, molecular function: GTP binding. The coding region runs from base 210 to 941 and encodes 243 amino acids. Gene Ontology annotation, biological process: Golgi to plasma membrane protein transport; protein localization to organelle; intracellular protein transport. Gene Ontology annotation, cellular component: Golgi apparatus.
ACGGGUCAAACGGGAAACGAAACACCCGAAAAGAGGCUGACGUUUCUUCAAACUGUCAUCAGACGUGGUCCUCGUCGCAUCGUUCUCUCUGCGAGUCGUCGUCGUGUUUUGCUUCUGGUGCAUUUUCGCUAACAGUUUUUUAUCUCUUUAGCUGAUCUGUCGUAGUUUUUCGAAUCUUUCCUAUCCGCAUCCCCUAUCCCGCCGAUAUCAUGGACGGAUCAAACGCAAACUCCGUUCCCAAGAGGAGCCCGGCCCCGGAGGGAGAUUUGGACCAGACUCCGAUCUUUCUAGCGGUACUCGUUGUGCUCAUUACUCUCGCGCUGUUGUACGUUUGGAAGAAGAAGCGCACGGCUCGAUCUGAUGUCUUGCUAAUGGGCUUAUGCGAUUCGGGCAAGACGCUGCUAUUUUCACACCUCAUCUUGGACGACGAGAAGGAGACGUUUACCUCGAUCAAGGAGAACCUCGGCUAUCUCACGACUUCCAGCGGCGAGUUACGCUUGGUGGACAUUCCAGGUCACGAACGGUUACGCGGGAAAUUCUUCGACCAAUACAAAAACCUGUCCAAGGCGAUUGUAUACGUUAUCGAUAGCGUCACGGUGCAGAAAGAUAUUCGUGAUGUUGCCGACUUUCUGUACACGGUUUUGGCCGAUAAAGCUACAGUAAAUCUGCCGGUGAUUAUUCUAUGCAACAAGCAGGAUGAAGCCUUGGCCAAGGGCGAGGGCGCCAUCAAAAGUUUGCUGGAGAAGGAAAUAAAUUUGGUCCGUCAGACAAGAACUAGUCAGUUGCAGUCCGUGGAUCCCCAGAGUACGGAUGCUGUAUUUCUUGGUAGACAAGACAAGGAUUUCGAAUUCGGACAGGUCUCGCAAAAGGUCAAACUGGUUGCCUGUUCGGCUAAGGAAUGCCAACUCGAUGAUUUGAAUGCAUUUUUGGAUAGCUUAUAAGAAUGGAACGAUAAGACUUUUGUUCGUAUUUUUUCUUACCAGUAAUUAUUUAAGGAUUGUGGAGGAAGUAUCUAGGGUAGGUUAUUUUGGUUUUCUGUUUUAUCUCGUAUCGAAGAUGGUUGAUGUUAUGUAUCUUUCUACUAAUCCAGUGUGUCCUAUUUUCUUUAAUAAAUCUAUAAAAAAAACAA